AUGACUGUUAGUGUACCACGAGAGAUUGAAGUAACUUUAGGUAAGGGUGUUUCUGGAACCUUAACUGUUCCACACUCGGCUGAUUCUGAGAGUCCAUUCGAACAGAAUUAUGCCCCUACAACAAACAAAGCAGCUAUAAUUUUACAUGGACAAGGAGGACAUAGAAGUUAUUGUUAUCAGAAGAUGCUAGCUCAUAAAUUGGCCUCUGAUUUAGGUAUUUACUCGCUAAGAAUAGAUUUCAGAGGGUGUGGAAAUUCUGCCGAUAAUGCUGAUGAAAAAAUAGCCAGAAUUAUAGGACAGGACAUUGAAGAUAUACAAGCCAGUGCUGAGUUUUUGUUAGACUCAAAGCAAAACCCUUUGGGUAUGAGAUUCAUGGUAUCGUCAAUUAUAGGACAUUCAAGAGGUGGUGUAGCCAUGUUCCUAUGGGCUCUCGAACAAGAUAAGAUCCUAAAAUCUCCCGAUCCGUCUAAAGCGAUAGUUGUUCCAAAUUUAGUUAACUGCUCUGCUAGGUAUCGCUCAGACACAGUAUAUGAUAGAUAUCCUCAUGAUUUUGAAGGGGCAUAUCUUCGAAGUUUAAGGUAUGGAGAAAUUCAGAAGGUUUUCGUUUCGAAAGACGAAAUUGAUUCGUUGGCUGCUCCUGAUAUGUCCGCUCUCCGUGAUUUAUCAACAGAUUUCUCUGUUUUAAGUGUAUAUGGCUUGGAAGAUAGGAUUAUUCCUGUUAAUGAUGGUUCAUUCUAUGCAAAUGUAUUAAACAGGGGACCUUACUCGCAUCAUUUAGAAUUAAUUCCAUUUGCUGAUCAUAACUUUUAUGGUAUCGAGCCAAUUGAAACGGAUGAUGAUGCAGAGGAUUACAACCCUCACAACUUACCAUUGAAUAGUAAAAAGUUGGCAAACCAUAAUGUGAUGGUUACUUCCAUUAUUAUAGAUUACUUGAAACCUGAAAAUGAAUUAAAUAGGUUCUUGUACCGCAGCUUCAACGUUGGUUACAUCCCAAGAUGGAAGCAAAUAGAUGGUAUUUCCAAUUUUAGAGAUAUCGGGGCUUGGAAAAUUCAAAACCCUACUUAUCGCUUACCAAAUUAUGAUAAUGAAUCACAUUACUAUGUCAAACCACAUAUUGCUUUUCGCUGUGCAAAUACAGCCGAUGUUACACAAAUGGGCUUGAAGGAGCUUAGAAAGCUAAAUGUCAAGGUGAUGUUUGAUUUUAGAUCAUCAAUAGAGAUUAAUAACGAUGGCUCUCCACAAAACUUGGAGAAGUAUGGGAUUAAGAGAAUCCAUGCGCCAGUGUUUAGUGAAACCGACUAUUCACCGGAAGUCAUUGCUAUUAGAUAUACCAAUUUAAUGACCAGUUGGUUCACGUAUGUCAAUGUCUAUGAGGACAUUUUAGAAAAUGGCACUAGUGCUUUUAGACAGGUGUUUGAAUUCAUUCGAGAUGAAGUUCCCGCGUCGAGCUUCGUUUUCCAUUGUACUGCUGGUAAAGACCGCACUGGGGUUUUAAGUAUGCUUAUAUUAUUGUUCCUCGGGGUAGACAAGCAUACUAUUUCUAAGGAAUAUGAAUUAACUACAGUAGGGUUAAAGAACGAUCAUGCAUCCAUUAGAGAUAAAUUUAUAAAGACUAUGGAAAACUUCAAAACUAAGAUGGAGAAUGUUGAAGAUGUUGCACAAAUUAUUGCACAAGGGAGAAAAGGUUGGACUAUCGAAGAGGACGGGUUUCAAAACUUGAUAAGCUCGAGAUAUGAAGCAAUGCUUGCUACUAUUGAAUUAUUUAACCAAAAAUACGGCAGUAUUGUUAAUUAUAUGAAAACCCAAUUAAAAUUUGAAGAUUCGGAUCUUCUUAAGAUUUAUGAAAACUUGGUAUAUGUAUCCGAAAUCAACAAGCCUGAGCCCAAUCCUAUGUUUAAUUUGGUCGAAUUUGCUCCAAAACUAUAA
Messenger RNA from Debaryomyces hansenii CBS767, 1926 nucleotides. RefSeq lists its product as uncharacterized. The transcript has a single exon. The record is from RefSeq and is a predicted model, not a curated record. Bases 1 to 1926 code for a protein of 641 amino acids. Lineage: Eukaryota; Fungi; Ascomycota; Pichiomycetes; Serinales; Debaryomycetaceae. Gene Ontology annotation, biological process: dephosphorylation. Gene Ontology annotation, molecular function: phosphoprotein phosphatase activity.